Pecten maximus is the source of this 1955-nucleotide messenger RNA. Its product is annotated as organic cation transporter protein-like. Lineage: Eukaryota; Metazoa; Mollusca; Bivalvia; Pectinida; Pectinidae. The record is from RefSeq and is a predicted model, not a curated record. Gene Ontology annotation, molecular function: transmembrane transporter activity. Bases 16 to 1674 code for a protein of 552 amino acids. Gene Ontology annotation, biological process: transmembrane transport. Gene Ontology annotation, cellular component: membrane. The transcript has 10 exons.
AAGUACUUGUAUUCCAUGAUAUGUUGGACUUCACUUUUUUCCGGGAUUUAUGCUUUGAUGUCCGUGAUAUUCCUCAAUACGCCUGAUCACAGAUGUAAAAUUCCUGGUCUUGAGAAUGACACAUACGAUAUACACAGUACGUAUCAGCAAAAACUUGUCAACAACUACAUACCUCCCCCAUCGGGUGAUGACACACACGACUACGAUCAGUGCCAUCUGUACUCGUUUGAUUACAAUGAUGUCAAGUUCGACAACUCCAGCAGACCAAUCAAUGCUUCAAUUGUUGAAUGUAGUGAGUGGGUGUACAGUGACUCCGUAUUUAAGGAAACAUUUACCUCGAAGUUCAACAUAGUAUGUGGUGAAAAACAUCUAACGUCGCUGAUCAAGUCGCUCUUCUUCGCUGGGAAGCUCGUCGGCGCCAUUGUUUUCGGCAAUCUCUCAGAUGCACUUGGAAGGAGACUUACGUUUAAUACUUCGCUGAUGAUGAUGGUUGCCCUGACGUUCGGAAUGUCUUGGUCCUCCUCCUAUUUGGUAUACGCUAUCAUCAUGACGGCCAUUGGUGCUACUACACAAGGAGUAUUCCCCGUUGGAUUUGUCCUCGGUGUUGAGUUAGUUGGCCCAUCCAAGAGAAAGUAUGCUGGAAUAGUUAUAGAAUAUUUCUUUUCGCUGGGUUUGAUGUUUCUGGCUGGUAUCAGCUACUUCGCCAGACAUUGGUACUACAUCAACAUUAUAUGUUCAGCCCCAGCUAUCCUCUUUGUUUUUUACUGGUGGUUGAUUCCCGAAUCACCACGAUGGUUGAUAAGUAAACAAAGAUACGAGGAGGCCAACACAAUUCUCCAGAAGGCAGCAAAGGUCAAUAAAGUUGUAAUCGAAAAGAAUCUCUUCGAGAAGGAAAUUGAGAGUUCGACGCCCGAACCGACCGGAAGGGUGUGGCAGCUGUUCUCCACACGGGUCAUGUUACUGCGGACACUCGUCAUACUAUUUAACUGUUCUCCUUACAGGUGUAUCGUGAGCAUGAUUUACUACGGACUGUCUCUUAAUGCUGGGAACUUGGGAGGAAACUUUUACCUGAACAUGUUUUUAUCAGGAUUGGUUGAAGUUCCGGCAAAUACCAUGGUCCUUCUUUUUAUCGAUCGGGUUGGCCGAAAGAAAAUGUACUGUCUGAGUAUGAUACUCGGAGGGUGUGCAUGUGCGUCGACUAUAUUUCCGAUUUUAUAUGGUGAAAUAGAAAAUCAGUCUAUCAUCACAGCGCUUGCCAUGAUUGGUAAGUUUGGGGCGACUGCCUCAUUCAACACGAUCUACUUUUAUUCGGCUGAGUUAUAUCCUACUGUUGUAAGAAAUGCAGGAAUGGGUGCGAGUUCCUGUGCAGCGAGAAUCGGAGGAAUUGUGGCACCAUACAUAGCAGACUCAUCAGCGUUGAUAGGCGGCAUGGUGGGCAAAGUAUUCCCGUUGGGAGUGUUCGGAUUGGUCUCUAUAAUCGCUGGAUUGUCGUCCUUGUAUUUACCGGAAACGUUAAACAGAAAAUUACCGGAAACUAUCGAAGACGGAAAACAGUUUGGAAAGUCUGCCACCCUCUCUCACGAGAAAUAUGAAAUCAAGGAAAACCUGGAAGACAAGCCGCCAGCUUAUGACAACAAUGGCUAUAUCCUAGAUAAGGAAAUGACCAAACUUUGACAGUUCGCGUUAAUAUCUUCCGUCAGACUUACUGAUAAGAGUGAAUGUAACACUAUGGUUAAAAUCAUAUAUUCGGAUGUGUUUUAUUUACUUUUGAAGGGUACUGGUUCGAUAUUUCGUGACUAACAAUAUUAAACCUUGAAUUUCGUUACAAUGACUGGAAUCUUGCUGAUAUUCUAGUAAAAUAGGUUAAAUGCAAGUAAGAUACAUAGUCUAAGAUACAAAAUAAAAAAAAAUAAAUAAAAAACAACCUUGGUAGUAUUAGAUAUAGAAAAGUUAAC